This is a messenger RNA of Tribolium castaneum (red flour beetle), 1872 nucleotides long. RefSeq names its product spermine oxidase. The transcript has 5 exons. The coding region runs from base 208 to 1794 and encodes 528 amino acids. NCBI's taxonomy places the organism in Eukaryota, Metazoa, Arthropoda, Insecta, Coleoptera, Tenebrionidae. The record is from RefSeq and is a predicted model, not a curated record. Gene Ontology annotation, molecular function: polyamine oxidase activity.
GCUCAGCAGGAUUAUUGCAUACGUCACGUGUGUCAUUAAAAGGCAAUUAUUGGCGCAGCUGAUCCUGCUGAUUGCAAAAGAAUGGGGCCUUUGUCAAAAUUAUUUUCAUAAAACGAUUUGCGGGAAAAUCCGGAUUUUGCAAUCAAGUAGCUGUCAAACUCCGGUGUUUCAGAUCAAAAUUGUCAAAAAUCCCCAGUUUGAAAAAAAAUGUUGGCAAAACCGUCCCUAUUAGUACCCCUCCAGUCCAGCCGCCUCCUGCAACUACUCGCCCGCCUUUGCCAUGGCAAAGCCCCCGACAAGCCCGCCCCCAAAAAAUCCGACCUCGAAGUUUGCACAAUCGCCGAGUGCAUGGUCGACCCCUGCAAGCCUGAACCUGCCGUCGUGAUCGUCGGCGCAGGAAUUGCAGGAUUAUCAGCAGCCCAACGUUUAGCCCAAUGCGGCUUGACGAACUUUACAGUCCUGGAAGCUACCGACAGGCCAGGCGGCAGGAUUCAUUCCUGCUGGCUAGGCGACGUCAUCGCGGAAAUGGGAGCACAGUUCAUAGAGGGCGGCUGUAUCGGCAAUCCGGUUUAUAAUCUAGCCGCCCAGGAGGGGCUCUUAAAGCCGCCCCUGCAAAGGGCCAAACCCUUGAGUGGGAUUUUUUGUACCAGCGAUGGGCGGGCUAUUGACCAGCCGGUGGCCGUUUUGGCCUAUCAGACUUUCAAGCAGAUAGAGCACGAAGCGGCCAGUCUUUUUAGUAUGGGCGGCGCGAAACAACAUGGUUCGCUUUUGAAUUUCUUGAGUUUAAGGAUUCAGCAGGAGUUGCAGAACUUCCCCGAUGAGCAAAAGUACGACGUGGCGAGGAUUAUGUACGGGUUGACUAAUGCAGUUAGGACAAAAUGUGGCGAGGACUUGAGUCAAAUAAGUGCCGACAAUUACGGCAGUUUCAUCCAAAUUCCGGGCGGUCAAAUCCGGAUUCCUCUCGGCUUCAUCGGCGUCCUCUCCCCCUUGAUGCGUGAACUCCCCGAAAACGCCCUCCGCCUGAACAAGCCCGUGGGUAACAUUCGAUGGGGCGCCGUCCAGGCCCGUAACAAAGGGGGCCCCCGAGCCGUAGUCCAAUGCUGCGACGGCCAGGAGUUCCCCGCCGAUUACGUCAUCCUCACCGUAUCCCUAGGAGUCCUCAAGGAACACGCCGACAAGAUGUUCUGUCCCGCUCUCCCCUCCAGCAAAAUGGAAGCCAUCAACAACAUCGGCUACGGGAACGUCGAUAAAAUCUUCCUCGACUACGACCGGCCUUUCUGGGUCUGGUGCGAGGGCGGCAUUAAUUUCGCCUGGUCUCCAGAUGAACUCGCGAAUAGGACCGACUGGACCAAAGGCCUCAGCGCGAUCGAGGAAGUGCACGGGAGCAAGCACGUCCUCUGUGCGUAUAUUUCCGGCCCAGAGGCGGCCAUUAUGGAACAUGCGAGUGACGAGGAGGUGGCGGAAGGGAUUACCAGGAUUUUGAGGCAGUUCACAGGGGAUGCCUCCCUGCCGUAUCCGUCGACGGUGUUGAGGUCCAAAUGGGCAACGGACCCGUUUUUCUGCGGGUCUUACAGUUACAUGGGUCUGAAUUCACACGUGGGGCACCAAUGCGACUUGAGUUGCCCGGUUCCGGGCACGUGUGAGCCCAUCCCGCCCAUUUUGUUGUUUGCAGGAGAGGCCACGUGUGCUGGACACCACUCGACGGUACAUGGGGCAAGGCUGAGUGGAAUCAGGGAGGCAGAAAGGGUGAUCCAGUUGACGAAGUCAUAUGGAGGGCCGCCACCGUCGAUUUAACAGAGGGUCGGUUGUUUGGUUUUUUUGAGUAAAUUGGUCAGUGUCUAGUCCCGUAUUUUAAUAAAAGUAUCCAACUGA